Messenger RNA from Protopolystoma xenopodis, 1392 nucleotides. The record is from the annotation of a GenBank genome assembly. NCBI's taxonomy places the organism in Eukaryota, Metazoa, Platyhelminthes, Monogenea, Polystomatidea, Polystomatidae.
AUGUCGGUUGAUGGAGAUCCACUUUCCGGUGUCUGCUUCACUGGACUUACGGAUUCUGUCAUCUUGCUUGGCUUUCUGAUUGCGCCGCUAUGCAUCUAUCUGAUCAUUGGAACUUGCUUUCUGGCCGCAGGAUUUGUUUCCUUGAUGCGUAUCCGGAGUAUUAUAAAGACAGGUGGCUCGAAAACAUAUGACUUAGAGAAGCUGAUCAUGCGAAUCGGUAUCUUUAGCCUGCUCUACAUGGUGCCUGCUGUCAUUGUGAUCGCCUGCUAUUUACACAUAUCGCGCAAGACUGACGAUUGGAUGCUCACCUGGUAUAUCCGUGUGGUUUGUCUAUCUCGACCUGCUUUCCCAUCCGCCGCUGCGUCUGCUUUUCGAGUUGGAGCCGGUGGGCUCGGGCUCGUCUCUGAUGUCACUGGUCUGCCACAUAACCCUUCAAUUUGCGCCAUCCUCCUGCUCAAAUUGGUCAAUCACUCUUCCGCCACCUCUGCUACCGCUGCAGCAGCCGCUGCAGCAGCCGCGUCCGGAUUAAACUCGCUUUCGCCUAGCUGGCCUUUGGCCUCAGAGCAGCCUGAAUUUGAGCUUUUCAUGAUCAACUACCUGAUGACUUUGAUUGUAGGCAUCACCAGUGGUAUCUGGAUCUGGAGUGGCAAGACUUUGCUCUCUUGGCAGCGCUGCUUCUCUCGUCUUUGCUGCCUCGGCUCGAUCCCACGGCCAGGUGUCACUGCAACCAGUGGCUGUGGAGCUCGAGCUGGCGGCUUUCUCUUGCUGCCAGGGCGCCAGGUUCUCUCUGGUCCUCACGCGCAUCUUGCUGCCGCUGAUCAGCAUCCAAUACUUUCGGCGUCGCCGGGAGGUGAAGAAUUGUUACUGAGUCAUUUGCAUACACAUUCUGUCGGGCAUCACCAUCAUACCCAACAAAGUGGCGCCUCGCAUGCCGGUGGUCGCGUUUUUUCGGACACAUCUGCGACCGCUGCGUCUGCGGGACAAACAAUGCCCUUACUUUCAGGGCUCUCAGCGACUGGCAACGAUCCCUCUGGCUGGCUCAAUCGGCUUGCUCCCUCUUCCCAACCUACUGCACCUCCAUCUCAUCCACCUCCGCCACCACCCCAGUCACCCUCAAUCGAUGUGGUUGGGCUCGAAAAUGUCGGCAAAGCUGUUCUGUCACCAAUCGUCAGUCUGCUCCAUUCUGACGCUCUUUUUCAUGCAGCUACCUUCCGGUCCUUCCUUUUACUUGAAGCUCUAUACUCUGCAUUUUCACAACGUCAUACUAAUUCAGGCGCCUUGGUUCGUGUUGGAGAGCCCAACGGUUUGCUGAAUCCCAGAACGGUCUAUGCUACAUUUGCCUACACCAACACAGAUACGAUUGCACACAAUCGCCAACUCCUACAUGCUUGA